GUCAUAUAAUAUGAUUUUACCAAACCGAUGGUCUAAGUCUGCGCCUCUGGUAAUAGUGGCAUAGUGGCUGUUUGAAUACAACUUUCGUUUGGUUUGCCGUUUUUUGUCUCUAAAUUAACAUAUUAUUGUUCAAAAGUAAAAAAUUAUGGGAAAGUCUCAGUCGAAACUGUCACAAGAUCAACUUCAAGAAUUGGUUCGCUCUACAAGGUUUGACAAAAAGGAGCUACAGCAAUGGUAUAAAGGAUUCUUUAAAGACUGUCCUUCUGGUAAUUUGAAUAAAGAAGAAUUUCAGAAAAUCUAUAAGCUCUUUUUUCCUUUCGGUGAUCCCUCUGCAUUUGCAGAAUAUGUCUUUAAUGUCUUUGAUACAGACAAGAAUGGAACGAUUGACUUUAAGGAGUUUAUCUGUGCCUUAAGUGUCACAUCUAGAGGUACACUCGAUGACAAGUUAGUAUGGGCAUUCCAGUUAUACGACCUGGACAACAAUGGCUUGAUUUCAUACAACGAAAUGCUUCAAAUUGUCGACGCUAUCUACAAAAUGGUAGGAAGCAUGGUGAAACUUCCUGAAGACGAAGAUACUCCUGAGAAGCGCGUGAACAAGAUUUUUAGCAUGAUGGACAAGAAUAAAGAUGGUCAACUAAAUUUGGAAGAAUUCCGUGAAGGUUCAAAGAAAGAUCCAACAAUAGUCUCUGCUCUUUCCUUGUACGAUGGGUUGGUCUAAAUAAAUGAGGAUAUUCAUGGAUUAAUAUUUUUGCCAACCAUGGUGUUAAAACGUAGAAAACAUUUAUCCUUUACAGUGAAGUUUACUAUUCUUCAUUAGUAUGCUUCAACAUUUUCUUUUACUUUCGUUGAUACCGAUAUUUUUUACGUCAAAUUUUUCAAACUUCAGUUUUAAGUUGAUUAGGUUUAUUCUCUUUUUUUUUACCGUUUCAUAUUAGUUAGAAUAGGUAUGAAUUAUGUUUCUCAGCUCUUAGUUUAAUUGCAAAUUAUACUCUAGUGAGAAUCGACUCGCUGCAUUAAAACUGUAAAACGUUGGUUU
Molecule: messenger RNA, 1036 nt
Organism: Schizosaccharomyces octosporus yFS286
Lineage: Eukaryota; Fungi; Ascomycota; Schizosaccharomycetes; Schizosaccharomycetales; Schizosaccharomycetaceae
Exons: 4
Coding region: 146-718 (190 amino acids)
Cellular component (GO): membrane; intracellular membrane-bounded organelle; cytosol
Molecular function (GO): calcium ion binding
Source: RefSeq, a predicted model, not a curated record